Molecule: messenger RNA, 2146 nt
Organism: Manacus vitellinus (golden-collared manakin)
Lineage: Eukaryota; Metazoa; Chordata; Aves; Passeriformes; Pipridae
Exons: 6
Coding region: 44-1051 (335 amino acids)
Source: RefSeq, a predicted model, not a curated record
GCCAGAUCGUCCUCUCAGCAUAUGAUGCAAGGCGCUCUUUAAAAUGGAUUUCGGCUCUCCUUUGACUCUGCAGUGCUUGCUGGUGAUAAUAACUGUUACUCAUGGCUCUGCCACCCAGAUCAGUGUGCUCAGCGGCGGCUCAGCAGUCUUUUCUGUGGGAAACCAAAGCCUGCAGACCCUCUCCAGAAUGAGCAAGGGGGACGGGGUGUGCUCGACAACUGUCUUAAAUGAUGCUUUGUUGGCCAAGUGCGGCAAUUCUGCCAGUAGGUGCCUGAACUGGCUGAAUGGCUCCCUAGAGCUGAAGAGUGUGGAGAAAGAGGACGAAGGAAAAUACGAAUUUGUUUUUCCCAACACCACCAGUUAUUUUGCAUUGGAAGUAUUUGAGCCGACCAUUGGGAUCCAGUGCUUCCCUAAUGGGACUGCAGAGCUGUCCUGCAACGCGACCAGCACCGAGAGCAUGACCUUCCGGUGGCAGCUGAGCGGCAAAGAGCUGAGUGCCCCCGGGGCUUGUGUUACGGACGGUGGGAGGAAGGUCCGCCUGGACAAAACCGUGCCUGGGGAAUUUGUGUGCGUGGUGUCCCACGGGAGCAGCGUCACAAGGACCAGGCCUGUUGCUCUGUCUUGUAGCUACGGAGACCUGCUGCAGUACCCAUGGUUCAUUUACAUCCUGGCAGGGUGUGCAGUGGGUGUGCUUAUCCUGCUGGUGGUUGUGCCCUCAGUCAUAUGUUGCUGCGUGAAGAGGAAACACAAGUUCAUCCCCGUGCCCUCAGAGGAGGAGAAGGAUGAUGGACUAACCAUGUCAGUGGUGUCCAGUGAAGGUGUGAAGAGCCCCCCCAAUGGAGACCACGUCGAGGCUCAAGCUGCCCAAGCUGACCGCCCUCCAAAGCCUGAUGCUGCCCAGACUGGUCAAGGCGUUGAGCCCCAGCCACUGGCAGAAGAAAACUUAGCAGUGCAGAUAGAAGCUGAGGAACUGCCAGACCCUGAGGUCAUAGUUGAUGCGGAAAGCCAGGAAGAUGCCUCAGACUGUUUCCCGGAUCCAACUGAUGACUGACCUGACAUGCUUGCUGUUCCACCCUGAAGCCUGUGACACUUGUCCUUUGCAUCCCAUAGUCUCAUUUGUGUGUAAGAAUCGGUCUGGCAAAUUUCAGCAGGGAAAAGACACGAGGUGUCAGACCUUCUAACCUCAUUUAAAAAGAAAAAAAGAAAAUAUAAGGAAAAGCACACCCGUGGCUUCAAGGCCGCACUGCCACGAGCUGACAGGUUCACUAACAAACAAAACUGGGCAGCUCCUUGAUGCUUUGCCUGAUAACAGAGCUGCAGCUAAACUGUGGAGCCCCAGGUGACAGCCUGAAACAAGCUGGGCAGUUCCUCCUGCUCCCUGCCCACCCAAUGUCUUUGCCAUGUCUUUGCCAUCCAAGGACAGGCAUGACAGGGGGAUUGUGGUGGCCUGCCAGUCCCAGACAUAAACUAAGGACCUGCCAGAAAUUUCCUGAGAAAGAAAAAAAAAAUCUCCUCUUAGGAGAUUUCAAGGCAUUUUUUCACAGCCCCUGCAGAAGAAGCUCAGUGGAGGUUUCAGCCAGGGAUCUGUGUGCAGGGUGUUUAUCUGAGCUCCACACCCUCUGUGAUCUGGCCCUCACUGCUUGCUGCCUGUGGCCAGGACAGUGGUGGGGGCUGUAGGGUGAUAACUGGCUUUGCUCCCCUUUUGGUGCCCUUUCACCAGGGUCCUGCUUGGAUUACCUGUGAGCUAAACCAGCACCGUCACCAGCUGGCCUCCUGCAGCAGGAGGGUGCCUGGGGCCUGGGUGUACGACUUUGGCAGAAACAUUGAUUACAGUGCUGAGAUUGUUUAUCAGUGCAAGCAUUAGUGCCUUCAGUGUAAUGGUUUAGCUACUGCAAGCUGAAGCUGGCCAUCUGCCUGUGCAUGUAGGCUUGUUUGGUGCUGUGCUGUUUGCACAGACAGCAGCAAUUUAUAGCAUCUCUUAGGCAAGUCUUGCUGCUACGCAUGUCCUGUUCUGCUCAGGGGAGGUUUGCACGUGGAGCAGCUGGGGCAGACCUGCAGGGAAGAAGGAUGAGGUGAGGAGAGGGCAAGGGCUCUGUCCCUGGCAGCAGGUAGCUGAGUCCCUGGCACAGCUGCCCUGGGGCUGCAG